AGAAAACACGUGACUCAUUAUACCUCAGACCUUAUGUAAACCACAUUAAAAGGAGACCUCAUAGCACACAAUGGCAAAUUGUGAAUGCACGGAUGGAUCAAAGGUGUUUUUUUUGUGUGUGUUUGUGUGUGUGUGUGUGUGUGUAACCACAGCAACACGUGCAGAAUGCAUUUAUGAAAAUACACUUCUGGCACCUUAUUUUCUGUCAUAAUCUCAGUGCUCCCUCACAUUCCACAUCAUUUCAAGCCGACUGCUGUUAAGGUAUGAAAUCUUUAAGCCAAAUCCCCAUUUUGGGGCUGUAAUUCUACAUCUGCCCCUGGUUUAUUCCAUUGAUGUCCUGUCUGUAUCAAUUCCCACUGCAUGUCUGUUGGCCGACUUAUUCAGCGGCCGCUACUUGAUGUGCUCUUGUUGUGCGUAUAAAAAAAAAAAGCCAAAUCCGUGCGGAGAUGACAGAGGGUGUAAUCGCUAGCUAUGUGAUUCAACAAUACGACCCUUAGAAGCCUUUCAGAGUGGGGCCUGUCCUUGACCCUUAAGGAGCUUGUAAUGUGGGCUUUUUUCCCACUCUUUGUAUUUACCGGCAGAAAUGAGGAGGGGGCACGGGGGAGGAGGGAGGACCAACCACCGAGUGAGGGCUUUUGCCCCUUCGUGCCAGCGGCAGUCACACUGGGGGAGCUUUACAUGCGCUCACACAUCCAGAAACCCACACAUGGGUCUCCUGGCGUGCGCUCAUUUCAUUUGGAAGGAAGGGUGAAGAUUGGAGGGUGAGGCAGAGGGAGGGGGACGGGGAGCACAGAAACAAGAGCCUCCCCACCUUCCCAAACCUCAGCAUGGGGUUUGGGGGGGGGGGGUCAAUCUUAAAGGCUGCUCUGUUACUCCAUGGGAGGACGGGGUGGGUAGGGGGAGGCUCAAUCUGAGGUCCUGCUGGCCAGCGCAGGGAGCUCCACGUUACCCAGCUAUCCAUGACAACCAGAGAGAGAGACAGACAGGAGAGGGGAAAGUCAGAGAGACAGCGAGGGAACAUGGAAAAGCUCAGCUGCGGUCAGAGAGCGCUCGGCUGGAGCAGAGAGUGAAGAACAAAGCACCCAGUGAUUUUCAUUUUUCCCCUCUUUGUCUGCUUUACAUUGUCCACAAACGUGUCCCUCUUUUCUUCACUGGAAAUAAAAGGAGCUUUAAAGAAGGCACACAAAACACACACACACACAUGCAUGUACAAAAGCACACACUGUAGCUAAUUGAAUUUCUUCUGUACACAGUAAAGCAAAUGAUUCACUUCCAUUGUGAGAGUCUUCUUGGUGGCGCGCAGACAUCCAUACGCGCAGCACAGAAAAGGGCAACAGAGGACACGCGGGGAUGUUUUUAAGGAAACAGCUCAGCAGACGUUUCCAUUAAAUCGCUGCCACCAAAAAAGGGCCCACGCUCACGUCCGGAUAGGGCAGCAGACAUUUCCUGUGGCCUCCAUCUAAAGUGCGGAAAAUGUACAUUAUGCACGGGUAGGUUCUGCUCAGCCUAAGUGAAUAGGCUUACGCCAAUCCUGUCAGAAACUGUAGUGGAGGGACUAAUCCGUCACAAAUAUGCACAAUGAUAAACCUCCAAAAAAAAAAAAAUAAAUAAAUAAAUAAAUGCGGGCAUGCAGAAUUGAAGAAUGGCAGAAAAUGCAAAACGAUGCACAAAAUCGUGUGAAGAAAUUUUACGGAGGAAACAGUUGUUCUGGUCGUGUUUCCUGGAAGCUUGUGCAGCGUUGUCUUACGGUCUUAAAUUAAAUUUAUUACUCUGCAAAACAUCAAAUUUGAACUCAUACCUGUCAAUAAAGAGAACUGACAUUAAGGUCCUACUGACUGACUCUUCUAUGAGGAUGGGUAUGCACAUCUGAAAUGUGUUUAUCUGAAGUACAGAAUUAUUUUUUCUCUCUCUCUUUUUUAGCGAUUUUACACUGAUUUAAGCCGGCGCUGCUACAAUGUCACAUUUGGACUCAGUUAGAUGAGAUCAGUUAAAACGAAUGCUUUAGAGGGAGGUUUUGCAACAUUUUCCUGACCGCAGCUUGUGACCAAGAAGAAUUUGCAACAACAUGGGCAUGACGGCACCACGUUGUCAUCCAGCAGCUGCUCAAACGUUGGACGCAUUUCCACCGAGGGGGGCUAAGGAAAUGAAAGCUGGAAAACUAACCCAAACCAACUAACCAAAGAGAAUAUUUACCGCUUAUUUGUCAGCACAUUUAAAAACUUCACAACCUCUUCCAUGCCUCACUUCAAUCCAACUCCACAUUUUCCCUCUGUCUCCUUCCCCUGUAUUCUCAGGGUCCCCGUUGCAGUUGUGCCGCUUGGCCACAGCUGGGCGCUGUUGCCUAAGUCUCCCCCUGCCUCCCCUCUCUCUCUCCGUCUCCCUCUCUCUCCCUCCGUCAGCCCAGCCUGCCUCUCUCCUGCCUCUCUGCCUCAGCCAACCCGGGCUGUGCCGAGCUGCUCCCUGCGGGAUCAGAGCGCUCCCCCGCCGGGACCCUUCUCUCACAUCCCCCUGCUGGGACGCGGCUACAUUUCCAGCCAAGCACUGCCUGCCUUGGCUUUAUUAUGUGUGUCUGCGCCGCAGCCCCGCCAGCAGAGGCAGGCAGAGGAGGAGGAGGGAGACUGGUAGCCAGAGUCAGGACAAAGAAAAAGCAGGGAGACAGAGGCUAGCGAAGGGUUAGACUAGUAGAAAUAUUAGGCUGCUAUUAAUACCGCCGGUAGGACAUUGGGAAAUAUUAACAAAAAACGAAAGCGUGGGUAGUAAAAGCAGCAUUCCCCUCGGGGUGGAGAUGCAGGGGGAGAGCGCAAUGUCCAUGCCACCAGACCACCACUGCCUAGUGUAGAAUAGCGGGACGGAACACAGGAGGCAGGUCGGUUCGGUCGGUUCCUGGAGGGAAAAGAAAAACAAAACAGACUAAAAUAGUUUCGAUAAACUAAAAAAUAAAAAAAAGAGAGAAAGCUCCGGUGGAGACGAGAGAAGCGCAGAGGGAAGAGAAGCCGCCGCGGGUUCGUUUUGAAAGCAGUUCCCCUAAAACACUGUCGUCGCCUCCUGCUCACCUGGACCGUCACGUACCGCUGUGGCACCGCCACCACCGCCACCGCCACCACCGCCACCGCCACCACCACCUCCUCGCGCUCGGACGGCGCCGCUGCCGUCACUUUUCCACAACACGGCGCGAGACCUGCUCAGGUGUUCGCCGCGCGCGUGGGUGGCAGCUCGCGCUCCGGUCUGCUAGUGCUGGAAGAAGUCGAACGGGAGAAGGCGAGAAACGCGUGCUGGAGGGGAGGAAAGAAGGGAGCAGAAGCAAAAAAAUAAGCGUCGUCGUCGGCGCCGCGGAGGAGCGAGGGGGCCACCGACGGGAAGUUGCUCCCCGUUUAUUCUACAGGUUGCGCGUGCGCCCCCAGCGAAGACGACGCACCAGAGGAGCCGCGCGUCGCUUCCGAGCCGCGUCGCCUCGCUCCCGGUGUGUUUGCUUGUUGUCGCUGGACUCAACGGCCGCUUCUCACUCACAGAGACUGAAGCUGCCGCAUUGCAACAGGCGAAGAAGCAGCAGAGAAGUAGUGGAGGAGGAGGAAAGACAACCCGACUGCGUCCGCCUGUAUGGUUAGCUGAAAACACGGAACGGAACAAAAAAGAAACAAUUCAAGAAUAACAGUUAAUAAUAAAAAAAAAAGAAUAAGAAGAAGCAGAGCAGAAAUGUCGAGACGAAAACAGGCCAAACCGAGAUCCGUUAAAGCGGUAGAAGAAGGAGAGUCCUCAGAGUGCGGAGGGACCUGGGAAGAGUCAACUGUCCAGACAGAAGUCCCAGCGUCUGACAGAGACGCAGAGCCCAAAGACGGCCAUGGGGCUGGAGCUGAAGAUGGUGAUCAGGAGGAGCAUGAAGACCGUGACGACAGAGAUCACGAUGAUGACCUAGACGACGAGUCCAUCUUCACUUGUGACAACUGUCAGCAGGACUUUGACUGUCUGGCGGAGCUCACGGAGCACAGAACCAACCACUGCCCUGCUGAUGGUGAGGAUGACCCAGCAGGGCUAUCCUGGGUGCCUUCCUCGCCCUCCAGUAAAGACGUGGCGUCGCCUUCGCAGAUGCCCGACGGUUGCUGUGACCUUGGCAUGGCCACUGGUGGCGAAGAGGAAGGAGGCGCAGGCCUGCCGUACCCCUGCCAGUUCUGCGACAAGUCCUUCAGCCGCCUCAGCUACCUGAAGCGUCAUGAGCAGAUCCACAGUGACAAGCUGCCUUUCAAGUGCACCUUCUGCAGCCGUCUCUUUAAACACAAGAGGAGCCGAGACCGCCAUGUUAAACUCCACACAGGAGAUAAGAAGUAUAGUUGUCAGGAGUGUGAAGCUGCAUUCUCUCGCUCUGAUCACCUGAAGAUUCAUCUCAAGACGCACAGCUCCAGCAAACCAUUUAAGUGCAGUGUGUGUAAGCGUGGCUUCUCCUCCACCUCCUCGCUGCAGAGCCACAUGCAGGCUCACCGUAAGAACAGAGAACAUCUUGCACUGAGGAGCGAGCGAGAUGGUGUAAAGAAGGCAGCAGGAGGAGAGGGUGACCUGGAGCAGGACCUCUAUAUGUGCGAUUACUGCGAGGAGACGUUCAGCCAGACCGACGAGUUAGAGAAACACGUCCUGACCAGACACCCCCAGCUGUCUGACCGAGCAGACUUGCAAUGCAUCCACUGUCCUGAAAUAUUUCUAGAUGAGGCUUCUCUCCUCACGCAUAUUGAAACACAGCACGCCAAUCGCAAACACAAAUGUCCCGUCUGCUCAGAACAGUUCCCCUCUGUAGAGGAUGUCUACUGCCACCUUGACAGCCAUCGUCAGCCGGACUCCUCUAACCACAGCGCUGCCAGUCCCGACCCGCCACUCGGCAGCGUGGCCUCAAUGAGCUCAGCUACUCCAGACUCUAGUGCCAGUCUGGAGAGAGGCUCGACACCUGACUCCACACUAAAGCACAGCCAGGGUAUUGAACGAGGUCGCAGAAGAGGCCCUGAAUCUGCGGAGGACAUGGGGAUAAGCCUCAGUCAUCAAGGAGGAGGUGGGGGAGCACACUGGGGUAAAUUGACGUACUCCUGCCCUUACUGCUCGAAGAGAGACUUCCAUAGUCUGGCUGUGCUGGAGAUCCAUUUGAAGACCAUUCAUGCAGAUAAGCCACAACAGAGCCACACGUGUCAGCUCUGCUUGGAAACUCUGCCGACACUGUACAACCUCAAUGAACAUGUUCGCAAAGCUCACCGUGGCAGUGGUGGAAACGUUAGCGCAGCGGCCGCAGCAUUUCCCUUGCUGCAGUUCACUAACGUCACAGCAUUCCACUGCAACUACUGUCCAGAUAUGUUCGGGGACAUCAACUCUCUGCAAGAACACAUCAGAGUGUCCCACUGCCUGCCUGGUAGCAUCAUGGCAGGAUCCACCACAUUAGAGGGGAACCAUGCGUUCUUCUGCAACCAGUGCUCAAUGGGAUUCCUGACAGAGUCUUCAUUGACAGAACACAUUCAACAGACACACUGCACAUCUGCUACAGGCGGCGGAUCUGCAUCAGGAGGAGCGGUGGCCAAACUGGAGUCUCCUGUACUACAGGCUGCAUCUCAGUCCUUCAUGGAGGUUUACUCCUGCCCUUACUGCACCAACUCUCCUAUCUUCGGCUCACUCCUCAAGCUCACCAAGCACAUAAAGGAGAACCACAAGAACAUCCCCCUGGCUAACAACAAACGGCAGGCGAAGGUUGCCGACCUCAGCCCUGCCUCCUCCGACGUAGAGAUCUCUUCUCCGAAACGCCACAGACUGGGAGGGGACUCUACUCCGUCCAUUGGCAGCAAUGGGGAUUAUCCAUGCAACCAGUGUGACAUGCGAUUUGCUAGCUUUGAGGGUUUCCAGACACACCUUAAAUCACACCUGGAGAUGCUGUUGAGGCGCCAGUCCUGUCCCCAGUGCAACAAGGAGGACUUUGAAUCCCAGGACGCAUUACUUCAACACCUGACAGUCCACUACACCACCACGUCCACCCAGUAUGUGUGUGAGAGCUGCGAUAAACAGUUUUCCUCAGUGGACGACCUGCAGAAACACCUCCUGGACAUGCACACAUUUGUCCUGUACCACUGCACUCUCUGUCAGGAGGUGUUUGACUCCAAGGUGUCCAUACAGGUGCAUUUGGCAGUGAAGCACAGCAAUGAGAAAAAGCUGUUUCGCUGCACAGCCUGUGCCUGGGACUUCAGGAAGGAGGCAGAUCUUCAGCUUCACGUUAAACAUAACCACCUGGGUCAAAGGUCAGGCCUCCCCGGGGGUCUCGGUGCAGGGCUCAAGCCACGGAAGUGCAUCUUCUGUGGGGAGACGUUCGGGACAGAAGUGGAGCUCCAGUGUCACAUCACCACGCACAGCAAGAAGUUCACGUGCCGCUUCUGUGGCAAAUCUUUCCACGCCAUCUCCCUGCUGGAAAGACACCUGCGAGAAAAGCACUGCAUCUUCGAUGGUGGCAACAUCACCGGCAAUGGGGGCGGCACAGGGAGCAGUGGGAGUCAGAACGGAACACCCAAUGGGCUGGCGCAGUCCUCCAAACGAGGAGGAGGAAGCGGCAAUGGAGGCGCUGGAGGAGCUGAAAGAGCAACGGUUGCGGCCGCGGAACAAGCCGACCUGCAGAACAUGUUGCUCAAGGGCGGAGUAGCGGGAGGAGGAUCGGGCCACGGUGGAGAUACAGUCAACAGCCACGAGGCAAGCGGAGGCGAGGAGGAGCUAGACAAUUCAGAGCCCAUGUACGCUUGUGAUAUCUGUGGAGCGGCAUACACCAUGGAGUCCCUUCUGCAGAACCACCGGCUGCGUGACCACAACAUUCGGCCAGGAGAAGAUGAUGCAGGUUCUCGAAAGAAAAAAGCAGACUUCAUUAAAGGGAACCACAAGUGCAACGUGUGCUCCAGAACAUUCUUCUCUGAGAGUGGGCUCCGUGAGCACGCUCAGACGCACCGAGGCCCCGCCAAACAUUACAUGUGUCCAAUAUGUGGCGAGCGGUUCCCCUCCCUGCUAACGCUCACCGAGCACAAGGUGACCCACAGUAAAAGUCUGGACACAGGAACCUGUCGAAUCUGUAAGAUGCCCCUGCAGAGUGAGGAGGAGUUUAUAGAGCAUUGCCAGAUGCACCCUGACCUCCGCAACUCCCUCACCGGCUUCAGAUGUGUUGUUUGCAUGCAGACUGUCACAUCCACCCUGGAGCUGAAGAUCCACGGCACCUUCCACAUGCAGAAGCUUUCCACCGGUUCUGCACUUGGAGGAGCCGGAGGAGGAGGAGCGGGAGGAGGAGGAGGAGGAAGCGGGAACGGAGGAGCAGGUGGAGGGAACGGCUCAGCCUCUUCAUCCCCUAAUGGGCAGCUGCCACAGCAUAAGCUGUAUAAAUGCGCGUUCUGCCUAAAAGAGUUCAAGAACAAAGGCGAGCUGGUGAAGCUGGAUGUCAAUGGACUGCCUUACGGCCUUUGCGCUGGUUGCAUGACCAGGGGCACCAAUGGCCAGAGUCCCAACCAGGGAGGAGCUCUCACACCCGGAGACACCCAGGGAGAGAAGGCCUUGGUCGGGCUGAGGUGUCCAGAGUGUGGGGUGAAAUUUGAAAGCCUGGAGGACCUGGAGAGUCACGUCCAGACCGAUCACCCCGAGGUCAGCCCUGAGACCAGUGCAACGGGAAAGAAGGCCGAGGCUUCACCUGCACCUAAGAAAAAGACCUACCAGUGUAUUAAAUGCCAAAUGACGUUUGAGACAGAACGGGAGAUCCAGAUUCACGUCGCAAAUCACAUGAUCGAAGAGCCCACCUGUCGGCAAGAGGAGGGCAUCAAUCACGAGUGCAAGCUGUGUAACCAGAUGUUUGAUUCACCUGCCAAGCUGCUUUGCCACCUGAUAGAGCACAGCUUCGAAGGCAUGGGAGGUACCUUCAAGUGUCCCGUCUGCUUCACAGUGUUCGUGCAGGCCAACAAGCUCCAGCAGCACAUUUUUGCAGUGCAUGGUCAGGAAGACAAGAUCUACGACUGUUCCCAGUGUCCACAGAAGUUCUUUUUUCAGACAGAACUACAGAACCACACACUGAGUCAGCACGCGCAGUGAGACCGAGGCCCGGCAGGAUCUCUCAGCUCAGUCGGGGCCCCCGACCCGGAGCCGGCAGGGGACCCCCAUCUCCACAUCACAGCCAAUCAAAGUGUCAUUUGCUACUCACAUGUAAAACUCUAACGAUCACGCCACUGGGCGCGGCUAUUAGGAGCAGCAGGGGAAAGGAAUAUUAAUGGGAUAUGCUAUUAAAUAAAGAAAGGAAAAAGUGGGUGAGGAAAACGGUAAGAGCUAGAUGAAGGAAAGAGAAGGGUGAACAAAGGUAUUGUACGUGCAGUAUUUUUUAUUGUCCCUGCCAAAAACCCCACCAGCUUCUUCCUCCACCCCGUCGCCUUUCCUCUCCUCCCACCAGUCACUCCCCAGGUCAUGCAUUUAAUUUUUUUAACAAAUAGAAAAUGAAAAAAAGCGAGAAAACACCCUUUGCUUUUGGAUUUUUUUUUUUAAUAGAUUGUAGGAUAACGCUACAUUUUCUUGUCCCCUCCUUUUCUUAUUGUAUUCAACUUCAUAGGUGCCAAUUUUUUUGAUUUUUCUUUUCUCCAUAUGCGCUUAAUUUCUUUAUUUUCAUUUUUGUACCUUUUAUUUCUUGCAGUAAGUAGGUACUUGUGCUGUGUUGUGAUUGUUUGCCAGUCGUAAUAUUCCUUAACCCCCUCCCCAAACUAUCCUUUUUAUGAUUAUUGUUAUAUAUAUUUUUCCUUUUUGUAAUUACUAUGAAAAAAAGACAUCAAAACAAAAUAAAGUGCAGAAAACCAUACAGAUGUUUCUUUUUUUUCUUUUUUUUUGGAUUGGGUUUUCCAGUCUCUAUGGGGCCUAUAAUGGUUAUUGUAAAAAUGAAUAUCAUCGAUUUCAGUGCGUCUGGUCAAUGACUGCUUUUUAAAUGUGAAUUAACCAGAUUGCAAUAAUCUAGUACAGAAAAAAAAAAUAAAACAAAUAAAUAAAUGAUAAAUAAAGAA
Molecule: messenger RNA, 9020 nt
Organism: Mugil cephalus (flathead mullet)
Lineage: Eukaryota; Metazoa; Chordata; Actinopteri; Mugiliformes; Mugilidae
Gene: znf423
Product: zinc finger protein 423
Exons: 22
Coding region: 3694-8070 (1458 amino acids)
Biological process (GO): regulation of transcription by RNA polymerase II
Cellular component (GO): chromosome; nucleus
Molecular function (GO): RNA polymerase II transcription regulatory region sequence-specific DNA binding; chromatin insulator sequence binding; DNA-binding transcription factor activity, RNA polymerase II-specific
Source: RefSeq, a predicted model, not a curated record